Dendroctonus ponderosae (mountain pine beetle) is the source of this 951-nucleotide messenger RNA. RefSeq lists its product as uncharacterized. Gene Ontology annotation, molecular function: nucleic acid binding; zinc ion binding. NCBI's taxonomy places the organism in Eukaryota, Metazoa, Arthropoda, Insecta, Coleoptera, Curculionidae. The record is from RefSeq and is a predicted model, not a curated record.
ACAGGCAGGAGGACAAUUUUGAAAGCAUCUCCCAGGUGAGCAUAUUCGAGCGAUGCGAUUACAGAGGCACUAGAGAGCCCUACAGGCAGAAGAAAGGCAAACCCUAUUCCCAGGAUUCGCACACUUCGUACGUCAGUUCGGUUAUUGCGUACUGGAGUGUUAAAUUAAUGCUAAAUCCCACUAUUGAAAAUUUUCACAUAGCCUUUAAUGACAAAAGUUGGGGCAGUUUUGGCGACACCGUGGUAGAAAUUCAGUUCAAGGCACUUCCGCAGAAGGCGGCUUUUAUGGUGAGGCGUGCUGUUAAUUUCCAAACCAUCGGCUCAAGCAAUACCAAAACCCUCAACUCCUUCGAAAAUGGAGCGUUCAGCUUCCAAGAUAUUAGUGAUAAAAUCACAGCAAUACAAAAUGAACGUCAAGAAUUGGAUGCAGACACGCAAUUUCUGGUUUUCACAACUGCUACUUCCAGCUUAGACGCGCCUCUUAAACUUAAGUAUUGGCAAAACGAUGAACAGAUCGUUGUCAUUGCUAAAAACUACAGCAACGAAACAAAUCUAUGCCUUAACACUGCCGAAGAUAAUGAGUGUAUUUACCGUUUUUUUCCCCAAAACAACUAUUACCAACUGCCGAAAGUGAGUGUAUACGCAGGCCAGAAGCAAAAAAAAGAGCUGCCUAAUGCAACACAGGAUCUAAUUGCAAACGAGUUUGGAGAACGACGUAUGGAAAUAGCCAAUGAUUUUAUCAAAUACAUCACAAACUGGACGAAAGGGACACGUGCUGGCGCUUUCAAGCUCAGCAAAGAAGACGUAAUGGUCAAGUUGGGACAGUUAUUACUAGCACCUUUCCAAAUAUCACCUAUGGCCAAGACUGUGCAAGGUUGGUAUUAGUCCAGUCAGAUUAGACCUUAAAAGCCGAUUUGGAGGGCUAAAUGAAUGAAGGGAAAAUAUUAUUGGA